CUUCACUCAGUUGUUGCUGGCAUAUCCUACUGGACGAUCGGCUACGGUCUGGCCUACGGAGAGGGGAACAGCUUCGUCGGCUGGACGAACUUCGCGUCGUCGUACAUGGAGAACGGCCAGAUGGCCAACUACUUCUACCAGGUCAUGUUCGCCUCCACGGCCUGCACGAUCGUGUCCGGCUCCCUGGCCGAGAGAUGCAACUUCCACGCGUACCUGAUCUACAGCUUCUUCCUCACAGGUACUUCAACCCAAAAAAAAAAAAAAAAAAAUCUUUUUUCACUUUUUUUUUUCAAAAUCAUAACUUUUAAAUGGCUUUAAAAAAAAAAAUAAUCCCUGGCCGAGAGAUGCAACUUCCACGCGUACCUGAUCUACAGCUUCUUCCUCACAGGUACUUCAACCCAAAAAAAAAAAAAAAAAAAAUCUUUUGUCAGCUUUUAUUUUCAAAAUCAUAACUUUUAAAUGGACUUUAAAAAAAAAAAUAAUCAUAGAGUUUAACGUUAAACUGCUUAACUUAUUACUUAAUUCCCUCGGGGUGUUUUUUUUUCUUUCUAGCCCUGGUGUAUCCGUUCUGCACACGCUGGGGGUGGUCGCCCUACGGGUACCUACACAUCGGACACACGUUCGAAAUCGAAGACGGUAGAUCAGCGCACAUCAAGUACGAGGUAUUGAAACGCGAUGACGACAUGUGCAUCACAAAUCUUUUACAAUUUGUUCCGUUGAUACUUUAAAUCUGACUAACGUCACUUCGGAAUCGUGAAGAUGCUACAGGUUUUAUUCAGAGAUGAUAUCAUCCUUUAUAAUAUUUUCCUUUUCUUAAAUUAAUUCAAUCGAUACUAUACUCUAUAAACAAAUGCUUAAAAACAUUGAAACCUUAAAAAGUUACUAAAACUUUUCUUGUUUUUUUUUUAUCUUCUUCCAGGAUUUCGGUGGCAGUGGUGUGGUCCACCUGACAGGCGGGACCGCUGGCUUGGUUGGCGCAAUCAUCUUGGGCCCUCGAAUCGGUAGAUUCCAUCAAAAGACGGGAGCUGUCCUGCCCAUUAGAGGCCACUCGCUGCCGGUAAAAUUGGCAGUUAUGAAAAAAAUAUAG
Molecule: messenger RNA, 1087 nt
Organism: Lymnaea stagnalis (great pond snail)
Lineage: Eukaryota; Metazoa; Mollusca; Gastropoda; Lymnaeidae
Source: the annotation of a GenBank genome assembly